AUGGCGCCGCGCGCGUGCCCGGGGUGCGCCGGUCGAGGAUGCGUCGCGCGAUCGCCCGCGCGGGCGAUGACGCGCGCGAUGUGCGCGCCGACGCAUCGCGAGCGCGCGUCGACGGUGACGACGCGAUCGAUGCGAGGUGACGAGGAAGACGCGAGUGCGAGCCGAACGCGCCGAGACGCGUUGAUCGCGCUCGGCGGGGCGACGCUGAGCCUGGGUGGGGUGGACGUCCGAGCGGCGCGCGCCGAGCUCGGGCCGAACGACUGUCUCGAGUGCGGCGGGCGCGGCGUCGUGGCGUGCGACAUGUGCGGAGGCACUGGGAAAUGGAAGGCUCUCAAUCGUAAGCGGUCGAAGGACACGUACGAGUUCACGGAGUGCCCGCAGUGUUACGGAAGAGGCGUUCGCGUGUGUCCGGUGUGCUUUGGCACCGGCGAGCGCAACGUGAAGGGUUUAUUGCGCCGAUCCGAGUCCACUGAGCUCGUGAAGGCGAUGCAGCGCGGGGAACUUCGACCGGGGGAUGUUCAGUCACUCAUUGAGGAGGGACGGGCGAGGAAGGGAUUGGACAGCGGAACCUUUGACGCCGCUCCCGCCAAACCGGCUCCCACGUCGCCGGCGCAGCGCGAGUUCUUGUAA
Messenger RNA from Ostreococcus tauri, 630 nucleotides. Its product is annotated as Heat shock protein DnaJ, cysteine-rich domain. The record is from RefSeq and is a predicted model, not a curated record. NCBI's taxonomy places the organism in Eukaryota, Viridiplantae, Chlorophyta, Mamiellophyceae, Mamiellales, Bathycoccaceae. Bases 1 to 630 code for a protein of 209 amino acids. The transcript has a single exon.